Pseudonaja textilis is the source of this 981-nucleotide messenger RNA. Lineage: Eukaryota; Metazoa; Chordata; Lepidosauria; Squamata; Elapidae. The record is from RefSeq and is a predicted model, not a curated record.
AUGGAAUGUGGAAAGAGGCAGCAAACUGAGGCAUUUGACAAUACCUUCUGGCCUGAUUCUUCUCUCCCUGACUGGAUGUCUGGCUUACCUGACCACCUUUCUCUUUCCAAAAUCUCCAUCCCUGGCACCCAUGACUCAAUGAGCGUGCUUGGAGGCCUAAAUAUCCGUUGUCAAACUUGGCCACUUGAGGCUCAGUUAGCAGCUGGUGUGCGUUUCUUGGAUAUUCGUUGUAAGCUGGAAAAUGGCCGUUUCCUUAUUUACCAUGUCAACACUUUCCAGGAAGCAGACUUUUCUGAUGUCCUGGAAGGAACCUUAAGCUUCCUCAAUCAACACCCAGGGGAAACAGUACUUAUGCGGGUUAAAGAAGAACUCCCAUUUAUUCCCAAUGUAGAUUAUGCUUCUCGCUUCCAACGUUAUUUAGCUGAAGAAGGCCAGAAUAAAAUUUGGACAAAGGAGGCCAUUCCCACUUUAAGGCAAGCUCGGGGGAAGAUUAUUAUUUUGGAGGAACUUGAGAAAGAGGUGCUAGGUGUUCCAUAUGAAGAAUUGAGUGUUAGUGAUGUAUGGCAUGUUUUCUGCCCUGAGUGCAAAUGGGAGCAAGUAAAGGAGCAUCUUGAGUUGACAACCACUGGUGAUCCAAAUGUCCUGCACCUUACCUUUUGUUCUGGUAAUGGCCUCUUCACAAAUCCUGAGAAAUUAGCCAGAGACAUCAACCCACGUUGUUAUCAAUAUCUCAAGUCUCAGGCUGGACCAGCUCUAUGUUGGGGUGUAGUAAUCUUGGAUUUUCCUGGCACAGCAUUGAUUCGAACCAUUGUGGAAAGUAACUUUGGAACACAGCAUGAUGAUGUAACUAUUUGAUAUUUGUGAUGAAAUGGAAGAGGAGAAUUCUAGAAUGAUGUGCAUACUAGCUUCAGAUGCUUGGUAGCAGUAUAUUUUUUUCAAACAAACAUUGAAAACCAAGCUUGUUUGGAAGCCAUGCCCUCU